AUGAAAACUUUUGUAAUAAUCUGCGCCCUUGUGGCUUGCGUUGCAGCUGGUAGUGAAAAGCGCGAUAAGCGUGGUUUCCUAAGUGGUAUCCACUCAAUUGGAGGAUACGGUGGCGGGCUUGGCGGAUAUAGUGGCGGAUAUGGCGGAUAUAGUGGCGGAUAUGGCGGAUAUAGUGGCGGAUAUGGCGGAUAUAGUGGCGGAUAUGGCGGACAUAGUGGCGGAUAUGACGGAUAUUCUGCACCUGCCAAAGUCAUCUCAGUUAAGAAAGUGGUGAACACUCAUCAUAUAGUUGAUGUGCCCCAAGUUGUAAAAGUACGCAAAGUUGUAUCCGUACCUCAAGUAGUGUCAGUGAAGAAAGUAAUAGCCGCCCCCAGCUACAGCAUUGGCCACGGCUCCGGAUAUGGAUAUAAUUCCGGAUAUGGUUCAGGAUAUGGCUUGGGAUAUGGUUCUGGAUACAAUUCCGGAUACAGUUCCGGCUACGGUUCUGGAUAUGGUUCCAGCUACGGCUCUGGUUGGUGG
Molecule: messenger RNA, 519 nt
Organism: Brenthis ino (lesser marbled fritillary)
Lineage: Eukaryota; Metazoa; Arthropoda; Insecta; Lepidoptera; Nymphalidae
Source: the annotation of a GenBank genome assembly